This is a messenger RNA of Folsomia candida, 3833 nucleotides long. It is a transcript of the gene numb, whose product is annotated as protein numb. The transcript is spliced from 11 exons. Lineage: Eukaryota; Metazoa; Arthropoda; Collembola; Entomobryomorpha; Isotomidae. The coding region runs from base 897 to 2651 and encodes 584 amino acids. The record is from RefSeq and is a predicted model, not a curated record.
ACGGAUGGAUGCAAAUAUCAUCGGAGGAAUGAAGCGCUGUUGGUGAUACCAAAGGUGUUUCUAUCACAAAAGCGAUAGCACGGCCCUUGUCCUCUCAGGUGUGCUUGGCUACGGGAGGGAAUGUGUGGGAACCUCCAUCGUUUAACAGGGACGGAGAUGCUAAUUUACUUUUACUUUUCAGUCGGCGAGAUACACAAAAUGCGAAUCGCAUCGCACAAUAAGCUACUCCCUAAUAAACUCCAACUGCAAACUGAUGGCACAACACCUCUGCAGGGACUGAUACUUGAACUCUAGAUGUUGGUAAAUUUUCCAAAAAUAAGUGGGUAGACGUAGAACACUAGCAUUAAAGUGAGUUAAGUGAAGGAGUUGAAUAAUCGUUGGCCAGCCAGGUGUGUCCGUCGUAUACUUAUUAACUGGUCAUCGUAAUAACAAUUUGGUUGUGAUUUUGUGACUGUAACUGCAAGUACCUUUGUGACUCAUCAUCACAACACCUGCCCCAGCUUUAAGAGAAAAUUGAUCCACCGAAUAUUCGCUAACCGGACAUUGCCCGCACCAAAUUAACAACAUUUUGAUUAAAGCAUAUAGUGAAGUUAUUCGAACCAAGUUUUCCUACGACAAACUUUUGGAUAAACACGGACAGAAAUCCAAGGUGACCAUCCUCCUCCUCCACUCGCAACUCCAACUAAUCUCAUCAUCAUGACGUGAAGUGAGAGAAAGUCAAUUAUUGACACAAGCAGCAAGGGAAAGUAAACAAGCACUCUGCAGAAACAAAGUCCAAAUCAUACCCUGGAGACGAAUACCAUCGAACCAAGGAGCAGGAUAAGUUGUUAAUUUGAAGUCUGCCUCCCACUACUUUGCGUCUAACGUAAGAAAAAAGUCUCGUCGUCGUCGUCAAGAUGCAGCGGAUGGACCGGUUGAGACGGUCAUUACGAGAAUCCUUUCGUCGCAAAAAGGAUGGUCCUGAGAGCAGCAAACCACACCAAUGGCAGGCCGACGAGGAGGCCGUUCGUGCUGGGAAUUGCACCUUCCACGUCAAAUACUUGGGUUGCGUCGAAGUGUUCGAGUCGAGGGGGAUGCAGGUCUGCGAGGAGGCAAUGAAAGUCCUCAGGGGCUCGAGGAGACGACCGGUGAAAGCAAACUUGUACGUCACAGGAGAUGGGCUUCGCGUCGUGGAAGAUGACACGAAGGGAUUAAUAGUCGAUCAAACGAUUGAGAAGGUUUCAUUCUGCGCCCCUGACCGAAACCACGAUCGUGGAUUUUCUUAUAUAUGCCGUGAUGGGACCACUCGGAGGUGGAUGUGCCAUGGGUUUCUUGCUACAAAGGACUCGGGAGAAAGGCUGAGUCACGGGGUCGGAUGUGCGUUUGCAGUUUGUUUGGAAAGGAAGCAGAAAAGGGAAAAGGAGUGCGGCGUGACGAUGACGUACGACUCUAAAACGUCCACUUUCACCCGAUCUGGGUCUUUCAGAGUCACAUCGAUGACCGACUCCUUGAGCUCCUCGUCCACCGAGAGUGCGAUGAAUGCAAAUAACACGGCGGCUAAUAAUGCGGCAACACGACCUCCGGUAGCUCCGACUCAUGCGAUAGAAAGGCCGCAUGCUCCUCCCAAAAUGUUGGAAAGGCAGGGUUCCUUCCGCGGAUUUUCGCAACUCUCGAACCACUCUCCCUUCAAAAGGCAAAUGUCCCUUCGAUUGAACGAACUGCCCUCCAAUCUCCAGCGGACUCAAAACAUUUUCGGAAAUAAUCAGUCCUCCAACAUUUCCUCAAACUCUAUACCCCCAGUGUCUGCAAGUCCUGCUCCACCUCCAAGGACGCAACGCAAUCGUUUGCAUUCGUUGCCCGUGGGCUCCUUAGCUGGAGGAACAAUUCCGGAAGUUUCGUCCAGUAAUACCUCCUCCGAACUGAAUUUAGGUCCUUCAAUGAAAAUCGAAAACAAGGAUUUGGUUUCCGAACUAUGUCAACAGGUCUCUCAGGGCUUAUCGCUACUUGCAGCAAAUCACGACGAGUCAACAAGAAAGGCCAAAGGACACAACUCAUCUACUUCUAACAAGUUCCCCACAAAGUUCACAAACCCCUGGGAUGAAGAAGUGGGUUCGAACAAUAAGAAUUCCACCCUGCCCAUCUUUAAUACUACAGCUUUAUCAACUGCCAACUCUACGAUUCCAACUUGUACGACGUUAAACUCACUGUCGUCGUCCACGUCUUCAACGACAACCAAAUCGGGAGUAGAUUCAUGGAUCAAUAAUUUGACGGCGAGCCAUGAACCCAAAGCACCUCUACAACCAAAAAUAACCCCGAUCAAAGAGAAUAUCCCAGUAAAAACUGCUCCACAAAUUUCCUCCGUUCUCAUAUCCAAACCUUCUGCCGCUUCUUCCGGAAAUAGAAACAUUUUUGAAGCAUCACAAUCGGCCAGUCCUUCCAAUAUCAAAAGUAGUAACCAAAUCUCUGACAACAACGCAAAAGUGAGCAAUAUAGGACCCGUAGCUAGUAAUAAUUUAGUAAACGCUAGGCCUAUGCAUCGGGGAGCUCCCUCCCGGUCACAAUCACUGGGCGCGGACCCCUUCGACGCAGACUGGGCAAAUGCGCAUGCUCGCACUGGACAAACUCCAACAAACCCGUUCGCGAGACAGCAGACAUUCCAAGUUUCAAUGUAAUACAUUUUAGGAGGAAACAUACAUAAUAGUAUUACCCUUAUUAUUACAUUAUCUGCGUUAUCUUAUUAUUAAUACCACGAGUUUAAUAUGGACUUUUAAUUCAACUAGCAGACUUGUUAGAGAUAUGAUGUGAACCUUUGUAAUCGCAAUAUUAAUAAUCAUAAGUAGGAAAUAUUUAAGUGACAACUAAUAAUAUUAGUGACAAAAAUAUCCAAAAUAUAAUAAGAUGAUCGAAUUAAGAUUGGCAGGUUUCCAGCCACAACAACAACAACAAGAACGCCGCCGCUAAUUACAUAUUGUGUUGGGCCUGAGUCUGAAAUUAUACAUAAAAAUGUAGUAUCAAACAUAGAACAAGGGUAUGACGCUUUCAAACUACUAACAAAUUGCAACUUAUGGCAGCUUUGUGUAUCGUCAGAGGUAGAUUAGAAUCAUGGAACUGUGUGGUAUCUUUUACUCUUGGUAUUAUUAUGAUUUGCAACGUGGACCAUUGAUUGAUGAACCAACCAGGAACGACUUUCUUCCUACUUGUAAUAUUCUUCCAACCCAGUAUUUUAAUAGAACCAACUUUUAUAGAACACAUAUCAAACAAUCUUUUAUGGAGUGUCUCUACUCUACUUUUACAAUACCCCGUUUUGUUAAAUACUUUCGACGUAGUUUGGAACACUAUCAUUAUUUCAUUUUUAUGUAUAUAGAGACAAAUACUCGAGACGGUAGACUCUUGAAGAACUGGCGUUGGUGGCAUUUGCUGACUUCAACUAACAAACAAAACUAAAUGAAACUACUAUGUGUGACUAUAUGACCGAUAUAUUGUUCCCCAAUUAUUGACUGUAUACUUGAAACAAAAAAAUUGUCUACGAAUUCAAUAUUCACGAAAAAACUUUGUAACCGGUACAAAACAAACUCCAUUAGCCACGUAAGGAAGCUAAAUAGGAGCCUAAACGCAGACCUUUAUUUACCGUUCAUAAUCUAAUAUAUUUACUUGCAUUAUGUAAAACUCAACAUCACACUCUAUCGAGAAAUUUUAUCAUUCCAGUGAACAAUUUCACCCUAAGUUAACAUUUAAUUUAAAUUCAUGUUAUGUUUGUUUUAAAAAGUGGGUGUGCGGUUAACGUUGUAAGCACUCCUCACUCUUGACUUUUUCUAAAAAUAAAAAAAGUGUUGAACAAACACGUCCGUAAAAUA